This is a messenger RNA of Cottoperca gobio, 2807 nucleotides long. RefSeq names its product T-box-containing protein TBX6L-like. Gene Ontology annotation, molecular function: DNA-binding transcription factor activity, RNA polymerase II-specific; RNA polymerase II cis-regulatory region sequence-specific DNA binding. The record is from RefSeq and is a predicted model, not a curated record. Gene Ontology annotation, biological process: regulation of transcription by RNA polymerase II; heart morphogenesis; pattern specification process. The coding region runs from base 792 to 1874 and encodes 360 amino acids. Gene Ontology annotation, cellular component: nucleus; chromatin. Lineage: Eukaryota; Metazoa; Chordata; Actinopteri; Perciformes; Bovichtidae. The transcript has 9 exons.
ACCACCAUUAGAAUUUAAAGUUAAGAAAUGUUCCCGGAAGGAAUUCAUGUAGGAUUAAAUUCAGUGGGCUGUAAAUUUAGAACAUUGUCCUGUAAAGUCCCAAACUGCUGCUCUACCCUUCCUCCCAUCAGUCUUUCAUGUUAACAGGCUGCUAACUGCUGGCUCCAUCACAGAGCCCGCUCUCCUCCCAGGGUACUGGAGGUAGUAUAGGGUGGAGUGGCAGGGCCAAAUGGCCUCAUAGGAUGAGAAGCAUUGUCAAGUCCCCACCUCAGCUCAAAUCACCUCUGUAAUCUCAGGAUAUGUUCUCAAUACACAAAGAGAGCUCUUCCACCCCCCCGGGGGCACUUUGAAAUUCAGCUCACUGUUAUUCAACUUGGACUGAAGGAGAGAGAAUCCUUUAUGUAUUGCAGGCCUAUAGUACAUGCAGAGUGUAUGUGAGCACUUCUGGGUCAUCCCAAUCAAGUCCCAGGAUAAUAAAAAACAUUGUUGUGAUUUUUGAAUCCCUAAAUAUCUGUUUAUGAUCCCAUUUAAGGGAGUAUCUUUCAUAUAUAUUUUUAAAGGUAAUCUUAGGAUACAAACUAAACAUCUCUUUUAUUGCUACUUUUAUCACAGUCCCAUGGUAUGUCAACUGAACAACAUCAAGUAACAUUCUCACCUGCCCCCUCAGGACCCCCCCCCCCCCCUGGCUGUUCAGACCACACCCUUUCUGUGAUGACCAAUCAAGUUCAAGGCUCAGACUUUUCAAGGAUAGAGACCCCGGGUGUAUUGAUUACUCCAAAUCGCAUCUGAGCAUGUCCCGGUCACCUCCAGCAGCUGACUCAUACCAGCAGGGCUGCAUCAGGAUGACCCUGGAGAACGCUGAUCUCUGGAAGUCCUUUCACAGCAUCGGAACAGAGAUGAUUAUAACAAAGCAUGGAAGGAGAAUGUUUCCACACUGCAGCAUCAGUCUAUCUGCGCUCCAACCUUUUGCCAAUUACAUCAUCAUGAUGGAUAUGGUUCCUGCGGACAGCUUCAAAUACAAGUGGAAAAAGGAGCAGUGGGAGGUCGCAGGGAAGUCAGAGCCCCAGCCCCCAUGUCGGACAUACAUGCACCCGGACUCUCCUGCCCCAGGAAGUCACUGGAUGAAGCAGCCGUUGUCUUUUCUCAGGAUGAAGCUCACCAACAACACCUUAGACCAGCAUGGCCAUAUCAUCCUGCACUCCAUGCAUCGCUACUACCCCAGGUUUCACGUCACCCAGGCAGACAGUCCUUACACUGUCCGCUGGGGUCCCUUUCAGACUUUCUCCUUCCCAGAGACGACCUUCACAGCAGUGACCGCAUACCAAAACCCAAAGAUCACCAAAUUGAAGAUCGACCACAACCCCUUUGCUAAGGGAUUCAGGGAGGGAGGCACCCAUUCCCACAGCAAAAGGUGUCGUUCAAAUAGAAGCCCUCCUGCAAAAAGAGCCACACUGGACAGGGAAGCUCUUUGCAACAGUCCUCCAGGCCUGCAGAGGAUGCCGUCCACCUCUGAGUCAGUGGAGGCAGGGAAGGAUCAGCAGCCAUCGAAGGAGCGUGACCUUUCAGCCUGUUCUGUGGAGCAGGAGAGUCUACACGCUGAGCCCCUGGAGCUGCAGGAGUAUGACUACAGCUGUGAAGAACAGAUGGUGCCUGCAUCCGUGCCAUACCAGCCCUACAGAUCUCAAGAGUACGCCAGAUUUCCACUGCCCUCCAAUGAAGUAGAUGCAGUGCACACUCUUGUCCACCCUCCCCAUCAUCCACUCGCCACAGCUGAACACAACCCCCAACAACAUGGCUACUACCACCAUCCUCACCACCAUAGCCAUGCUGUGGAUUGGAGCCAAUACCCGCUCUUCUCCUACUCCUGUUGGUGACUUACUGACAGGCCAAUGGUUAAAAGUUUACAAUUGUGUAUAAAAUGUUGUGUAUUUCCAAGAGCUUGAUUUGUAUGUGGGGGUCACUUUAAUCUGUGUGAGUUUCACUGGACAAAAAUCUUAUUCACCUGAAGUGGAGACUCAUGUCUUCCUGUUUUUUUAAUAUUCCAAAUCACACACAUGCUAGUUCAGUCUGAACUUGCAUGGUUCUCUGUGUCAAAAUAAAUACUGUAUGUGUUUUGAAAUGCAACAUAUACAGACAUUAUUGUCUGUAUCCAGUCAGCUGGGAAAUAAGUGUGAAAUGUAAUCUUCAGGUCUAAAGAAAGGAUACCCAUCCGUACUGGAACAUAACUUUAAUAAGCCUGUUAUGAUAUCAUAUUGAGUUAUCAAAGAUAUUUGGAAAGGUUUUCCUUUUUAGGUUUGAUUUUGUGCUCAUCUACGGCUGACAGCUGGAAUUGCUUAAAACACAAUGUAGUAUGAAAUAUGAUCAGAAUGUAAUGCAUAACCAAAUUUACUUAUAUUCAACACAAAAAUGUGAAAAUGUCAUAUUGUGUCAGAAUCAGUAUCUGCAUCAUAAAAUGACAAAAUUGUAUAUUUGUGUUUGAUUGCUGAGGACAGCAACAAUGAGUGCACUUGUGUGACAUUCAGGUAUGUUUUCAGGUAUUUUGAUAAGAAUUAAAGACACAUAGCUAAUGGGAUUCUUCAAGACUAAGAUUCUACAGCCACCUCUUUGAGGCUGUACUAAGCCACAGCGUGCUAACAUGCUCACAAUGAAAAUACUAACAUGCUGAUGUUUAGCAGGUAUAAUGUUUACUGUGUUCACAAUCUUAGUUUGGUGUGUUAGCAUGUUAACAUUAGCUAAUUAGCAUUAAUCUUAAUGUACAGCUGAAGCAUAGAGGAAUGUAAUACGUUUUGGCAACAAAAAUAAAUAUU